AUGUGUCAGGGAGGGGAAGGUGUCAUGGAGGGGAAGGUGUCAGGGAGGGGAAUGUGUCAGGGAGAAGAAGGUGUCGGGGAGGGGAAGGUGUCGGGGGAGGGAAGGUGUCAGGGAGGGGAAGGUGUCGGUGUCGGGGAGGUGUCGGGGAAGGGAAGGUGUCGGGGAAGGGAAGAUGUCGGGGAGGGGAAGGUGUCGGGGAAGGGAAGGUGUCGGGGAGGGAAAGGUGUCGGGGAGGGGAAGGUGUCGGGGAAGGUUAGGUUCAGGGAGGGGAAGGUGUCGGGGAGGGGAAGGUGUCGGGGAGGGGAAGGUGUCAUGGAGGGGAAGGUGUCAGGGAGGGGAAGGUGUCGGGGAAGGGAAGGUGUCGGGGAGGGGAAGGUGUGGAGGGGAAGAAACUGA
Messenger RNA from Haliotis rufescens (red abalone), 396 nucleotides. Its product is annotated as spidroin-1-like. NCBI's taxonomy places the organism in Eukaryota, Metazoa, Mollusca, Gastropoda, Lepetellida, Haliotidae. Bases 1 to 396 code for a protein of 131 amino acids. The record is from RefSeq and is a predicted model, not a curated record. The transcript has a single exon.